This is a messenger RNA of Cotesia congregata, 4029 nucleotides long. Lineage: Eukaryota; Metazoa; Arthropoda; Insecta; Hymenoptera; Braconidae. The record is from the annotation of a GenBank genome assembly.
AUGGAUCAAAAUAUUAAUGAAGUAAAUGUCGAUCAGUCGGUAUUAGAGGCUAAUGAACUUUCUGCUUCAGUUGCUAAAGAAAUAAUUGAUUCUGAAAAACAACCUGCUCCAAAUAAUGUCACGGAAAAUGAGUCCGAGGUUAAGGAGCAAUUAAAUACGCCGGAAAAAAUUGAGGAAUUAACAGAUAACUGUGCCGUAAGUAAUAGUAUUGAGGAGAUAAAAUUAAAUCACACUUAUAGUAAGGAUAAUAAUGGAGCAGAAAGUGGUAACUCUUCUGUAAAUGAUAUCGAGGGUGAAAAAACAGAUACUUGUCUUGUGGAAGAUGAAAAAAUUCCAGUAGAUGAAUCACAAAAUAAAGAAGCAAUAGAAGCUGAUCAAACAAAAACAAAUCAAGCAGAAGUUGUUGAUAAUUCAGUUGAUGAGCAUGAAAAUAAAGUUGAAGAUAAAUGUGAUUCUGCUGUUAGCAAAAAUGUAAAUGAAAAUGUAGAGGCAACAGCGAGCGAGGAACAGGCUGCAGGCGAUACGAUAGAUAUGAUUGAAGAGACUAUCGUUAUUCCAAGCGAAUAUGAAGCCGGUGAGGUGAUUAGUUUGAAUGAUAAAAUUACUGUGGUGUCUGCCGAUCACAUGAGCUCGGAAGACACCAAUGAUGAGGAGGAACACACAGAGACUAUUGAGUUCAAUGUUAUCGAGUACACCGAUGUCGAGGGUAAUCAGGAGCUCAAAGUAGAAAAAGUUGAGUCUAGCAAUAAUGAAAAUACGCCUGCUGAUAAUGAAAAGGUUGAUGGUUCUGACAAAGAUAGUCAAGACAAAGAUGAGCUGAAAGAAAUUCAAGAUUCGAUAGAAGACGGAGCUGUUGAAAAUGGACAGUGCGUUGAGGAACAUAUUGAAUUACUGGAGACUGAAGAAUUGAGUACGAGUAAAGCCGAAGGUUCAGAGAAAAAACGGAGUGUUAUUCAGGAUAUAUUCGAUGAUUGGAGAGACGAGAAUCCCGAAGAAGAUUCUGCUUCUGUCCAAUCACAUGAUACAGUUGAAUUGGAGCUGAAGAGUUUGUUGGAUGAAAGUUCUAAACCAUCUGAAGCAGAUGUGGUAACUCCGAAAAAUGUUUCUGGAUCGACUCCAGUGAAUGAAACUCCAACGUCUGGGUCGAUUAUUGAUUCUACGACAAAGAAGGUUGUCAAAGAUGACUCUGCCAAGGCUCAGCUAGUUAAAUUGACAUCACUAAGAACGCCAGAUUCGAUAAAAAACACCAGUAAAUUAUUGACUCGGCAAUCAGGUACUCCAAAGUCUGGAGAGCUUACAGAUAGUUUGUCCUCACCGAGUGAUGGCUCGCCGGUUACUUUCAAGGGGUUCAAGAGCAAAGAUUCUGAGACACCGAGAAAGGAGAUAAUUAUUGUUAAAAAAAUAAAGAAACAAGAAGCAGGCCAGUCGGCAGCGAGUUCUCCAUCAGCGACUUAUUCACGAGUUUCAACGGAACCAGAGAAUCGUUCUACAGUCACGUCGAGUGAAAAAGCUAGCACUGAUAAGGAGCUUUUGGCUAUUCUUGAGGGUGAUGUUGAUCCGGACUGGUCAGACUUGAGACCUCCGUCACUCGUUGAAGAACCGGAGAAGAAGAAAGAUGUGACUGCUCGAUGCAGUUCUCCGCCUAAAUUGGACCCGGUGACGGAACGCGAGCUGGCUUUGAAGCAGCUUCUUGAGUUGCCAGCGACUCCAAAGAAACUAGUAGUAGCUUCUAAAAAAAAAUUUACACCAAAGUUAAUGCGUCCUGUUAAGACUCAAAAAGAAGUUCAAAAAGAUGUUAAAGAAUUUAAAGAGCCGAAGAAAGCCGUGAAUGUUGAUUUGGUGAACAAAGAUUCUAAGGAAGCCUCGGAGAAAGAAUUAAUAUCAAUAGAUUUAACGAGUCCUAGUUCUGAGGAUCUUAAAGUUGAAGAAACGAGGUCUGGGAGGAAGAGAAAACCUACUGAGAAGGCCCGUGAGUAUGAAAUCAGUCCUAAACGCCAGAAGUCUGUUAAAAUUAAGAGUACGGCGAGUAAAAAAUCAACUAAAGAUAGUUCUAGUGGUACAAAGUCGAAAAAUACUGCGGAGAAUAAUUUAAAUGAUACUGCUGAUAGUGAAGUAUUAGAUAAGGAUGAUUCCGAAGGAGAGAAUACUGAUUCUUCUUCUGUGAUAGAUAAUGAAGUAGAAGAACCUGAGUCAAAGGCUGAUAAAACUUCUCAAGAAGAAGAGUCUGCAAAGAAGACAAAAGACGCGACAUCUAAGAAAUCUGCGCCUCCGAGCGCUAAAAAGAAAGUCACUAAACCUAAACCCCCAACUCCAAAAAAAGCUGCACCGAAAUCGAUGCCUAAAAAAUCUCCCAAGGCUACAAAGACUGCGAAGAAAAAUUCUGAUGGUGGUACACCUGAAUCAAAGCCGAAGAAGAAAAUAAUCGCUGAAAUAGACCGACUGCUUCAGGAUGAAGGGGUCGUUAAUUUGCUGUACGACGUCGAGCAGCCGGGCAAGAAACGUCUGGUACCAGUGACUCAAUCUCAGGCCAAAGUUAUGGAUAUACAAAAAAUCCAGAGGGAGUUGAAAAUCAGGACUAAGCUUGUGCGUAAUGCUGUGUUGAGACUAAGAACCUCUGGGACAUCUCCAGCUAAUGUUACGUCGAGGUCCAAAAGACACGAGCAGCAGCAACAGCAGCAGUCGUUGCAGUCAACGCCAGAAAAAAAAACUCAGGACUCAAAGUCUCCGCGGUCCUCGAUGGCAUCGCCCACGGAGUUUAUGUUCCCCGCAAAAAUACGAAACACCGCGCAUGAAUCGAUUAUCAUUCGUAGACACUCUUCAAGUUCUUUCUCCAGCGCUUCUGGCAGUCCACGUGUCAGCUUUGACAGUGGAGACAGACAUUUAAAUGCGGAUUCAAUUAAAAUGGACGAUCAUCCUCUGAGGUCUAACAAGAGACGUCUUUCGCAGGAAGAUAAGAAGAAACUUAUGCCUGAUUCUAAAAAAAGUAAAAAAGAUACUGAGAAACUCAGCGAUUUAGUUACAUCGUUGCCGAAAAGUAAACCUCAGCUUGGCAAGAUUAUCAAGAAGGCUGUUGAUAAAAAAAUAAAAAAAUUCAUUGAGGAUGAAGAUGACAGCGAGGAUGAGUUCAAAAGAACUAAAAAUGGAGCUGCUGGAAAGAAAAAACUUGUUAAGUCUAAAGUUUGUUUUGCUAAAGAAGAAGAUGACAUCAAGGAAGAACCUACUGAGCAGGAUGAUGCUCUGUCUGCUUGUCUAGCUGAAGCGGUGACGGCGUUGGCCAACGAAAAUUCUGGCCGUACUAGAGCUGGUGCUAUCAACAAAAAAUCUAAACGAGACGCUGAGAGUAUCAAAGCUAAAGAUAAAAUUCAAUUUAGCAAUAAAGAAUUAAUUGUACAGCGACAUGGGAAUCUUGUACAGUUGAUCCUGACGCCGUCGACCUCCUCGAAAAUAAGAAACGGCAUCACGCUUCAAAUUAUGCAGGAGUUCCGCGAAGCUCUGGCGAUACUCAAGAAGGACGAUGACUGCCGAGUCGUCUUGCUCACGUCCACUGGUUCGAGUUUUUGCGAGGGUCUUGAAUUAUCGACGCUGCUUCAUGAAAAUAAAGAUGUCCGACGUGUGCAAGCGCAAAAACUGGCGAAUGGUGUUAAAGAUUUUAUCAAGAGUCUUGCUACUUUUAAUAAACCAAUCGUUGCUGGUGUCCAGGGUACUGCUGUAGGUCUAGGAGUGACCAUGCUCCCACUUUUUGACCUGGUGAUUGCUAGUGACAAAGCCACUUUCAGUACUCCUUAUGGUAAACUGGGGCAAAUUGCAGAGGGUGCUGCUAUUUUUACACUUUCUCAUGUGCUUGGUAGCGCUGUGACGAGUGAAUUACUGCUGGGCGGAAGGACACUUACGGCGAACGAAGCCUUGAGAGCGGGACUUGUAACGAGAGUCCUUUGGCCAGACCGAUUUCAAGUCGAGUUGCUGCCCUCGCUCCGUGUUAUGAGCGAGCAAUCAUCGCAGGUUAAUAAUCAAAUUUUAUUAUUAAGCUAA